AUGGCCGCCCCGUUCUUUUCAACGCCUUUCCAACCUUUUGUUUACCAGAGUCCACAAGAUGCUGUGACACCAUUUCAGAUUUUGGGUGGGGAAGCUCAAAUAGUGCAGCUCAGGAGGAGUUAUUCACUUUUAUAUGGAUGUAUUCCAGGUUCCAUGUGCUACAUGUCAGGGUCCAUACAAAUGGAUAAUGUUUAUGUGCCUGAAAAUGAGGCAGGUGUGUGGCAGUGGCUUUUCGGAAAGAGUGUUACUAACAUAGUUCUCCACAAUACUGGUUCUAGUGAUGGGUUUGUGGGGAUUGCUGCUCCUACUUUAGCAAAAAUCCUCCCGCUUGAUUUAGCACUAUUUGGGGAGGAAAUGUUGUGCCAGCCAGAUGCAUUUCUUUGCUCGAUAAAUGAUGUCAAAGUAAAUAAUACAGUUGAUCCGAGGGCUCGCAAUGUUUUGACUAGUGCUGAGGGAUUUUUGAGGCAGAAGAUAUCUGGUCAGGGUCUUGCAUUUAUUGUCGGAGGUGGUUCUGUUGUACAGAAAAAUCUUGAGGUGGGGGAAGUACUUGCAGUUGAUGUCUCUAGCAUAGUUGCAGUUUCAUCGUCAUUAAAUGUACAAAUCAAGUAUAAUGGUCCAAUGCGAAGAGUUGUCUUUGGGGGCGACAAUUUGGCGACUGCUGUUAUUACGGGUCCCGGCAUUGUCUUCAUCCAGAGCAUGCCCUUUAAUCGGCUCUCACAACGCAUUGCUAGGGCCGUUACAUCGCCAAAUAUGAGAGACAAUCCCAAGUUUUUCUUCCAGAUAGCAAUCUUUUUCUUUCUAGCAUAUGUUGUUGUUGUGUCGUCUCUAAUCUUGACAGACAUAUGA
Molecule: messenger RNA, 846 nt
Organism: Striga hermonthica
Lineage: Eukaryota; Viridiplantae; Streptophyta; Magnoliopsida; Lamiales; Orobanchaceae
Source: the annotation of a GenBank genome assembly